This is a messenger RNA of Arabidopsis arenosa, 2949 nucleotides long. The record is from the annotation of a GenBank genome assembly. Lineage: Eukaryota; Viridiplantae; Streptophyta; Magnoliopsida; Brassicales; Brassicaceae.
ACCUCGUCUCCGUUAUUAGGUAUAUUUCUGCGAGAUUGUUUAUCUCUUAGCUUCAGGAGAAGCUAAUUUGAAACUGCUUCUGGGUUUAUACGUAGCUCAACAAAUACUUAACAAAUGGUUCGCUCCAAGGCUCCUGCAAAGAAGCAGCAAAAGAAAGGAAUUGAUUUCAAGAAAAUUAAGAGAAAGCUCGGGAGAAAAUUACCUCCACCGAAUAAUGCAACUAACACUGAGAUUAAAUCCAAAGCAAUUAUACUUCCUGAGCAAAGUGUGGCUGCUGAAAAGAGUGGCUUAGCUACAAGUAAGAAAGGCUUGACCUUGAAGGAGCUUCUGCAACAAACUUCACAUCACAAUGCCAAAGUUCGCAAAGAUGCAAUAUAUGGUAUCAAAGACCUUUUUAAGAAUCAUCCAGAAGAGCUGCAGUCACAUAAAUAUGCUAUCAUACAGAAACUCAGGGAACGCAUUAGUGAUGAUGAUAAGCUAGUGAGGGAUGCUUUUUAUCAACUAUUUAAAAUUGACAUCUUUCCUGCUUGUAAAGAGGAUAACCAGGGCCCUAUGGUGUCACUUCUGAUGCCAUACAUAUUUAGCGCUAUGGCUAAUUCAGUUAUUGAUGUUCGUUUGAUGGCUUUCAAAUUUUUCCACCUUGUUGUGGAGAACUACCCGCCUACCUUUUCCUUGGAUGCUGAAAAGAUUCUCGAAAACUACAAGGAUAUUAUACAGAAAAAUCAUUUUUAUGUGCAAGAUAAAAGCAAGCUAAAGGUAGCGCUUUCUGGGUUGGCACAUUGCCUCUCGCUGUUGCCAUGUGAUGAGAGCGACACCGAAUCACAAAAAAAGGGACCUUUACAGAAUGAAACACUACUCGCCUAUGAGCAAGAUACUGCAAAAGAUUGUGUUAGUUUUGCCCAUGUCUGUGGGAGAUUGAAAGAGAUUGUUGGAGUCUUAAUCAAUUGUUUCCAGGAUUUCAUUCCAUUGAUUCAUGCUCCGCGAGGAUUCGAUGCAGAUUCAUUUGAUUGCAUACACCAUCUACUUCGCAGCAUAGGUUAUGCAAUCAAGUUUUCCAUUCGUAGGCACAUGCAAAGACAGACUGCAUGGCAACCUGCAUCUGAAGAAGUUACUCUGAUGAUAUUGGAUCAGGACAUUGCAUCAAUACUGUUAAAAAACUUACUUGGUUCAUUUCCCCUCAAUCCAGAAAACAAUCUUUAUGGAAAGGGUGAUGAAAGGUACUUUAGACUCAACAGUGUAUUGACAGAAAUCUUUUUGGAAGUAAGUGAAUGGAGCCACUUUCCUACUGAUAUUUCCAAUAGAUUUCUGGAAUUUAUUGAGAAUACACUACUAGGCAAGAUCACCAGGAGCAUUAGGCUUAGUAAAGAUAUUCACGAAAAGACUUUACUUGCACUCUUUCCCUUUGUUCCAAAACUUAUUCUGAGGGUGGACCGUGAUUGGAGAGAUAAUCUUCUGCAGGCAUUUACUAUUGCCUUCAGCGAUUGCAAACCAGAGUCUGAACUCAAAUUAGCCUGCAUUUCAACUGUUAGAGACAUGAUUAUCCCUAAUGGAGAUAUCUUUUAUCCCAAUGCAAGUGAUCGAACGGUAAAUAACUACCAGGUGGCUUGGGUCAACAAACUUCCAUCACUGCUUAAUCAGUUGGGUGAUAAGCAUCCCGUAUCUACCCAGGUUGUUUUGCAACUCUUACUCGACCUUGGGCGAGUUGGGUAUCUGAAUACUUCUCCCACAUGGGAAGAUGACAUCAGAAACUUCUUCAGCCUUUGUCAGGGAGAAGGUGAUGUGCCUGGUGGACCUUUUGCAAGUCUCCCUCGGGAAGCCCAAGAACUGGCUCUCUGUUUCCUUUACUACUUCACCACAGACAAAUUCAGCUCCCCUAUGAUGAAUGCAAUAAUUUCAUGCUGUUUAUAUCCACAACUUGAACCAGCUGUGUUGUAUCGGAUAGUGGAAAUUCUUCACACUGCCUAUAGAGCUGGAUAUAUCCAGAUUACAGAUCAUUUUGGCUUCCUUAUCACCUUAAUUGCACGUUUCAAAGUUGUCCCAGAGAAACUGCAGUCACCGAUAGAGUGUAAUGAGCGGGAGACAUAUUGUGGCACAUUUAAAGAAGUUACAAAGCUUGUGUGCUCAUGCUUGUCAGAAAUGGGUGAUAGUUCUCUUGUCCUUCAGAUUGUAGAGAAAGUUUUACUCGAACAAAUAAUUUUGAAGCCUGCGUUGGACAAUGGGUGUGCCAUACUCAGGAUGAUCUGCGUGUUGGACUCUACCCCUACCAGACUUUCUGAAAGGAGUGUAACCACUCUAAGUGAGUUCUUACCGGGAUAUAUGAUCGACAUAGUCAAUUGUAUACCAGAAGAUAAGGAGAACUCUUACCUUUACAUACAAACAUGUCUCUACUAUUUAGUACCUUGCUAUUUCUUGUUCAACCGGAGCUCCAAACUCACAGAACAGGUUCUGAUAAGAAUGCGAUCAAUGAUUAGUGAAAACACAAAUGCGCUAGAAUUGGUACAAGACAGGGAGAGUGGUCGAAACUCAUUGAAUUUAAUACAAUGCAUAAUCUCUGUGAUCCUGCUGAUGCACAAUGACGUCAAAGUUAGGAAGAUAAUAUCAUCAUUCAAGUCCGAGAUCGAUUUGAUUCUGCAGAACGUUAUCACGUUGCAGUCCUCACGAAGCACGAGCUUGACUGUAGAAGGAAAGCAUAUGAUGAAAAUUGCGGGAGAACGACUUAGGAUUGCAUCCACAAGCUUACUCGCAUAAUAAAGUUCUACAACUGUAACAUAAAAAGAUUUGUGCUCUCUUUACAAAUGAUGCAAAAGAUAUGACUUUUCUUGGUUGGUUUGAGAAAGAACCAAUUUUGAUGGCAAUUAUGUAGAAUUUUGGUUUAAUUGGAGUGAAAAGACUUAUCUAUCUUCAAAACUGGGAUAUGCUUCUUCACAUGAAAAAAGGUUUUAUACAUUA